Molecule: messenger RNA, 759 nt
Organism: Aspergillus ibericus CBS 121593
Lineage: Eukaryota; Fungi; Ascomycota; Eurotiomycetes; Eurotiales; Aspergillaceae
Product: ribonuclease P subunit p20 family protein
Exons: 2
Coding region: 79-759 (226 amino acids)
Biological process (GO): intronic box C/D snoRNA processing; nuclear-transcribed mRNA catabolic process, RNase MRP-dependent; tRNA 5'-leader removal
Cellular component (GO): ribonuclease MRP complex; nucleolar ribonuclease P complex
Molecular function (GO): RNA binding
Source: RefSeq, a predicted model, not a curated record
CCUCCGUACAUCACGACCUCACUUCGCAAACGAACCACCACCCAUUUCACACAAGGACUCACCAACCCAACCGCCAAAAUGGCCCCCACACCCCUAACCAAAUCUCUCCAAUUCGAAAAGAAAAACCAAUCCAUGCCACGCCUCCCAAAACACCUCAAAAUCACCAAACGCCCCAUCCCGCACCCCCCCACACCCAGUCCCUACAGCGGCUCCUCAACCCCCAAAACCAUCUACGUAUCGUCCUCAUCCCCCAUCAUGGGCGUCGUGAAGCGCGUGCAGAAGUAUCUCCGGGCGGCGGAGAAUCGAGCGAGUGCUUCUUUACUUGCUGGUAACAAGAAGGGCGGGGGUGGAGGUGGGGGAAGAAAAGAGCAGAUUGCGACGUUGGCGAAGAGUCAGGAGGCGUUGAAGAAGGAAGAGGUGUUUGUGAAGGCGACGGGGCGGGCGAUGGAGAGGGCGUUGAAGGUGGGGAAGUGGUUUGAGAGGGAUGGGAGGGAGGGGGAGUUUUUGGUGAAGGUGAAGACGGGGAGUGUGCUUGUUGUUGAUGAUGUUGUUGGUCAGGAGGAGGAGGGGGAUGGGGGGGAGGAGGGGGGGAAGAAGGAGGAGAGGGUGGAGAGGUUGAAGAGGGAGAUUGAGGAAGGGGGGUUGUCGAAGGCGGCGGUGAGGAAGAGGAAGAGGGAUGUUGCUCGUAUUGAGGGUGAGGUGCCGGAGUCGAGGACAAGGUGGGUGAAUAUGGUGGAGGUGGCGGUUUCGUUGAAGUGA